This is a messenger RNA of Spea bombifrons (plains spadefoot toad), 1217 nucleotides long. It is a transcript of the gene RALY, whose product is annotated as RALY heterogeneous nuclear ribonucleoprotein. NCBI's taxonomy places the organism in Eukaryota, Metazoa, Chordata, Amphibia, Anura, Pelobatidae. The coding region runs from base 223 to 1029 and encodes 268 amino acids. The transcript is spliced from 8 exons. Gene Ontology annotation, cellular component: nucleus. The record is from RefSeq and is a predicted model, not a curated record. Gene Ontology annotation, molecular function: RNA binding.
GGUACAGGAGCUGAUACAUUGUAUCUCAGCAUCUGUCCCUUUCUCCACUCAGUCCUACCACUCAUCCUACCUUCCUUCUUUCGCUCCCUUCUUCUCUUUGUGACCUUUUUACCUCUGCCAUUUUCUUGCUUGCUGGAGCACAUCGCUGGCCGUGACGUCGUUGGACUCCAAAACCCUCCCUGUGUUUGAUAACCAAAAACCCAUUUCAGCAUUAGGGGGAAGAUGUCCCUGAAAGCCGCCACCAGCAACAUCACCAACAAAAAUGACCCCAAGUCACUAAAUUCUCGAGUCUUUAUUGGGAACCUAAACACAGCCGUGGUGAAGAAGAGCGACGUGGAGUCCAUCUUCUCCAAGUACGGACGAGUAGUUGGCUGCUCCGUGCACAAAGGAUAUGCAUUUGUACAGUAUUUGAACGAAAGGCACGCACGAGGAGCUGUUCUUGGUGAAAACGGGCGAGUCCUAGCUGGACAGACCUUGGAUAUUAACAUGGCAGGAGAGCCAAAGCCCAACAGACCUAAAGGACUAAAGAGAGCAGCAGCGGCAUUGUACAGCGGCUAUGAUCUUGACUUUGAUUACUAUCGAGAUGACUUCUACGAGAGGCUAUUUGAGUAUCGAGGCAGGGUGUCUCCUGCUCCUCGGGCAGCCCCGGCUAAGCGCCCACGUGUGACGGUCCCACUGGUACGACGGGUAAAAUCGGCACUGCCGGUCAAACUGCUGGCCAGGUCGGCGGCAAUUACAGGGAACGCAGCCAGACUAAAACUGAGAAGCAAUGAGAUCCAGACAAUUAAAUCCGAGCUCACGCAGAUCAAGUCAAAUAUCGACGCUCUGCUCGGCAGGUUGGAGCAGAUAACGGAUGAACAAAAGCCAUGCGCAGCUCUAACGGCCAGGAAAAAAUCAGACUGCAACCGGAGUGAGUUUUCACAAGAUGACAGCACGUCGGAGGCAGGUGACACAAACACAGAUGAGCCACUCAACGGGGAAGAAGGAGAGGACCUGACACAAGACAUCUGCACGGAUGACCUGGUAUGAAGCAAGGGAUCAACCGGGGGGGGGGGGUUUGAGGAAUGAGCGUCAGAUUGGGAAUGGGGGAAACAUAAAAAAAGUGAUAGCGACCAAGGAGAAAGCCUCAAAUAAUAACAGAAGUGAAGUAUAUAAAUCUGGAAAUUCAAUGAAACAAAGGAUCAAAUUUAUAAGAUGAUUUACAGCAGAAAGGAGAA